Lactuca sativa (garden lettuce) is the source of this 647-nucleotide messenger RNA. RefSeq lists its product as uncharacterized. Lineage: Eukaryota; Viridiplantae; Streptophyta; Magnoliopsida; Asterales; Asteraceae. The record is from RefSeq and is a predicted model, not a curated record.
CUAUUCUCAUCGUCUAAUCACUGAUUCACUGUCUCUCUCUAUCUCUCUCUAUCUCUCAGGAAUUACAGAAGCUUUCUACAACGACAACAAUGGCAUACUCGAGCUGUCUGAUGGUGUUGCUGGUUGCAUUGAUCGCUGGAUCUGCUUUCGCUCAGUCACCUACGGCUGCGCCAACGGUUUCGCCAACGGCUUCGCCCACCGCCGCACCUCCUUCACCUGUCUCCGCUGUUCCUACUGCCUCACCGACUGAAGCUCCAUUGGCUUCUCCACCUGCUCCUCCUACUUCUCUAGCUCCAUCUUCUCCAACCGCUUUUCCUCCUUCGAUCUCAUCGACUCCCACCGGUUCACCUACCUCUACUCCUAACUCCGCUAGCUUGAACAGAGUCGCCGCCGCCGGAUCCGUUGCCGUGGUUGUCUUAGCCGCUGCUUUCGUUCUGUAGAGAUAGAUCUAGUGGCGUUCAUGAUUUUCACAUUGAGUGAGGGUUUCUGAAUAUCGAUUCGUAUGAUAUUCCAGUUCAUUGUUACUAUUAUUUAUUUAGUAGUUGAUUUUAGUAAUUUGUUGUAUGUCGAUCUCGGAUUCACGAUCUAGUACUCGAUUUGUUGUUGUUAUCAUUAUCAUUUUAUAUACCGAUUUGUUCAUGAGUUCA